UCACAACAAGUCGGCGGAGGGCGAGAGGCAGAGGGAUGAUGGCGUCUCUGGCGGCUUGAUUCCGGUGCAGCCCAGGAGAAAAAAAUAAAAUAAAAAAAAUCCGCCUUAAUAAGCUUGUGGGUGGGAGGGUGGCUGAGGAGUGAGGGUGGAAGGGGUGAGAGAGCAACAGCGACAUGAUGAAACCCCACCGCGGAGAAAGGAUGGACAAACUAGUCUGAGAGAGACGGACGGACGGACACAGUCGCCUCCUUCCCCCCUUCUCCCCCUCCUCCUCACUGACGGUUUGACUGACACACACACACACACACACUCUCACACACUCUCUCUCUGUAAGAGGCGCCUGGCAAAGACACAGACAUACAUGCACACCAGCCACUUUUUGCAAACCCGCCCGCUGCGCAUCGGAGCCGGCAGUAAUUGGACCUCCUCAGCUGAUGAAGGUUUUUCAUGUCCAGCCUUGUCCAGGAUCUCAGUGACCCCGACGGAAAGGAGUUCGACUUGACAGGAUGGGGGGAGUCAGUGAGGGAGAUGAUGUGUUGGCUCGUUGGAGCGAUGGACUCCUGUACCUUGGCAAUGUAAAGAGAGUCGACGGAGUCAAGCAGUGCUGUUUGGUGAGAUUUGAGGACAACUCUGAGUUCUGGGUGCUGAGGAAGGACAUUCACUCAUUCUCUGCUGGAGUGGAAGAAGUUUGCUGUAUUUGUGACGCCCCGCCUCUUAAAGAACACCUCAUAAAUUGUCUUAAAUGUCGCCACGGUUAUCAUCCAGAGUGCCACACGCCGACCAUCGAGCCAGAAGCUGACAGCGACUCCUGGAUUUGUCGACAAUGUGUCUUUGCAGUCGCAACCAAGAGAGGCGGUGCUCUCAAACGAGGACGCUUCGCCCGGCUCAUGCAGUUCAUGAAACUCCGGCUCCCCUACCAGCUCUCGUCCUUAGACUGGGACCCUCAGCAUCUGACCAAUCAGCAGCAGUGUUACUGCUACUGCGCCGGACCUGGAGAGUGGAACCUAAAGAUGCUGCAGUGUGGCAGCUGUGGCCAGUGGUUCCAUGAGGCCUGCACACAGUGUCUGUUAAAGCCGUUGCUGUAUGGAGACAGGUUUUAUCAGUUCCAGUGUUCAGUCUGCACAAAGGGACCAGAGACCGUCCAGAGGUUACCCAUGACCUGGGUGGACUUGGCUCAUUUGGUGCUCUACCACCUCUCGCUGUGCUGUAAGAGGAAAUACUUUGAUUUCGACCAUGAAAUCCUGUCCUUCACCAACGAGAACUGGGACUCGUUGCUCCUGGGCGCGCUUUCUGACACGCCGAGGCAGGACCGGUGUCACAAUCUCCUCAACGCUCUCAACUCUCACAAGGACAGGUUCGUUUCUGGAAAGGAGAUCAAGAAGAAGAAGUGUCUGUUUGGGUUGCAGGUACGAGCUCCGCCUCCACUGACGUCUGAUUCGUCGCCUCUCGUCACUGAUCCUCCUAUCAGCAUCACCCACCGGAAAAGCCCGUUGUCACUGCCCUGCCAGAGGAGAGUUGGGGGUUCGGAGUCCCGUAAAUCAAAGCGUCGCAUCAUGGAGACACAGGCAUGUCCACCUCCAGUCGUUACCAACCCAGUGGAACUCCUGCCUUGUUGCCAUGGCUACAUGGGAGGACCCAACCUUUUUAACUCCAGGAAGUAUGAUGAAGAGAUCAAUACAAGCUCCCCUCCCAAGCGAAUGUAUGCCCUGUACCACAGCUCCUACAACGGGAAUAACGCUCUCUCCAGGGGACUUCAUCACUACGACAGUAUGGAGGACAUCUGCAGGUUACCACCAACGUGCUUCACAUACCCCUUCAGCUCCAACGGGAACCCCCAUCUCCAUCACCUCCACCAGCACAGCCACCAACACAACCAGAAGCAGCUGGAGCCCCUCAUCCUGCGCGACGUCCCUCCCUAUCAGAGCAGCGCGGUCGGCGGCGGGGCCAGCGGCGGCGCGGGAAGCGAAGCAGGAACGGGCGUGGGUACGGGAGGGGGUGACGGGACUGUGUCCAGGAGCUGGGCGGGAGGAGGGGAGGCUGUGAGGAUCUUGGCCAGACGCGUGACUCCAGAUGGGAAGGUGCAGUACCUGGUGGAGUGGGACAACAUGGGGCUGUACUGAGUGGGAGGACAGGAGACGCUGACUGUUUGGCUGUGGCCACCGGACUGUUGUGUAUUUAAAUAUGUGGAUAAAGAAACAAAAAAAAUCCAAUCUGCAUAAGGUACAGAUCGAGGUUUCUCUCAGAGUAUCACCUCAGUUCGACAUCAUUAUAAGCUCAGUACUAGGUGUUCCUCUUUGCUAGUGUUCCUCUGAUAUUUGUACCGUUAACUUUGGAAUAUGUUUGAAUUUAUCAUGUUUUACAUCGACGGUGGAAACUACUUCAACCUCCAGAUAUUUUAUCAGUGUUUCACCCUUAUUAGGAAAAACAGAUAUAAGGGUUUAUAAACUGUAUAUACAGUACUCUACUGCAGGUACACAAGAUAUUAGAAGAACCACUUCCUGUUUCUUUUGUAUUUUACUGUUUUUAAUUUGAAAUUUUCCUGAGAAAUGUUUAUUUUCCUGCUUCAUUAUAGAUACCUUGAUCCCAGUUGGUGAAAAUAUUGGCACUGUGAGAAGACACAAAGAAUAAAACAGAAGAAAGCUUA
Cyprinodon tularosa is the source of this 2644-nucleotide messenger RNA. RefSeq names its product PHD finger protein 1 (gene phf1). The record is from RefSeq and is a predicted model, not a curated record. Gene Ontology annotation, molecular function: DNA binding; chromatin binding. Bases 507 to 2120 code for a protein of 537 amino acids. Lineage: Eukaryota; Metazoa; Chordata; Actinopteri; Cyprinodontiformes; Cyprinodontidae. Gene Ontology annotation, biological process: regulation of DNA-templated transcription; chromatin organization. The transcript is spliced from 15 exons. Gene Ontology annotation, cellular component: nucleus.